ACAAACCGGUAUCGUGUUGCCGGCUCACGGCUGAUAAACAUAACAUUAGUUAUUAGUGCCCAGAGCUCACUUUCAUCGUGUUUGAGCCGCACAUCUUUUAUACAGCUACUUACCACGAUGGGUUUUCUUGUAAAAGCGGUGCUCGUUGCCGCGCUAGGCGUGGGAGCAUGGUUUGCCUUCAAGUGCUCCAAACCUCAAACCCUACCCCGCUUCGAUAGUGACGAGUGGUGGGGACCAAAGGAGCUGAAAGGAACCAAACAAGACCAGAGCAUCAGACCGUUUAAGGUCAAAUUUGAUGAGGAGAUGAUAAAAGACUUAAGACAUCGUUUGAAGAACCACCGUAAAUUCACGCCACCUCUAGAGGGAGUAGGCUUUGAGUAUGGGUUCAAUACGGCUCAACUCGACUCCUGGUUGAACUACUGGGCUGAAAAGUACAACUUCAGCGAACGUGAAGCUUUCCUUAACAAGUUCCCUCACUACAAGACUAAGAUUCAAGGCUUGGAUAUUCAUUUUAUCAGGGUUAAGCCCCAGCAAGUCCCCAAAGACGUGGAAGUAAUCCCUCUCCUCAUGGUACACGGGUGGCCAGGGUCUGUGCGAGAGUUCUACGAAGCAAUCCCUAUGCUCACCCGUCAGACCCCUGGAUACAACUUCGUCUUCGAGCUGAUCAUGCCCAGUAUACCUGGCUACGGUUUUUCAGAGGGUGCAGCAAGACCCGGCUUGGGUAUGCCCCAAGUGGCUGUGAUCUUCAGGAAUCUGAUGAACCGGCUCGGCCACCAGAAGUUCUACGUGCAAGGAGGUGAUUGGGGCGCUGGUAUCAUAGCUACCAUGUCCACCUUGUUCCCUGAAGACAUUCUGGGAUCUCACUCCAAUAUGUUGUUCACUCAGAACUCUUGUGGAACGCUGAAGACCUUGCUCGGUGCCUUCUUCCCCUCACUGGUGAUCGAAGACCGUCUCGCAGAUAGGAUGUACCCACUGUCCAAGAUGUUCGCUUACAUCAUGGAAGAGUUUGGUUACAUGCACAUUCAGGCUACUAAACCUGAUACCGUUGGUGUUCCUCUCAACGACUCCCCUGCCGGUCUUCUCGCGUACAUUCUGGAGAAGUUCUCCACCUGGACCAAGAAGGAGUACAAGUACAAACCAGACGGUGGUCUUAGUGCCAGGUUCACGAAAGACCAGCUCAUCGACAACCUCAUGAUCUACUGGUCUACUAACUCCAUCACAACAUCCAUGAGGUUCUAUGCUGAGAACUUUUCCGAUAAGAUGAGAGAACUUCAAUUGGACCAGUUAACAACACCAGUACCAACAUGGGCGCUCCAAGCUAGAGACGAGCUCUUCUACCAGCCUCCAAGCAUCCUGAAGACUAAGUUCCUCAACCUGCUAGGCAACACAGUCUUGGAUGAUGGAGGGCAUUUCCUAGCCUUCGAGCUACCUGAAGUCCUCACAGCCGAUGUGUUCAAGGCAGUCAAAGUAUUCAAAGAAUGGCAUCAAAAGAACAAGAAGACUGAACUGUGAUUUGGUUGUUAUUAAAUGUUUUUUAUAGUAUUUUUUUUUAA
Molecule: messenger RNA, 1553 nt
Organism: Helicoverpa zea (corn earworm)
Lineage: Eukaryota; Metazoa; Arthropoda; Insecta; Lepidoptera; Noctuidae
Product: juvenile hormone epoxide hydrolase-like
Exons: 8
Coding region: 118-1512 (464 amino acids)
Biological process (GO): epoxide metabolic process
Molecular function (GO): epoxide hydrolase activity
Source: RefSeq, a predicted model, not a curated record